Pyricularia pennisetigena is the source of this 1839-nucleotide messenger RNA. RefSeq lists its product as uncharacterized. The transcript is spliced from 8 exons. The record is from RefSeq and is a predicted model, not a curated record. NCBI's taxonomy places the organism in Eukaryota, Fungi, Ascomycota, Sordariomycetes, Magnaporthales, Pyriculariaceae. Gene Ontology annotation, molecular function: ATP-dependent protein folding chaperone; ATP binding. The coding region runs from base 1 to 1839 and encodes 612 amino acids.
AUGUCAAACCCUGCAGCCUUCAAACAGGUGCGGCUAAUCAUAGGGCUUGACUUUGGAACAACUUUCUCGGCCAUUUGCUUCGCCACCAACAACACAACUGAUCUCAAUCAGAUCCACACCUUCACAGCUUGGCCCGGUAGCUGUGAGCAAGAAGGCGAACACCAUGUGAAAACACCGUCACGAAUUGCAUACGCCAAGGAGAACCCGAGCAAUGACGAGGACGAAGGCUUGAAUUCGGAUGCGACCGGAUAUGAAGUCGAGGCUGGCUGCCGCUCCUACAGCUGGUUUAAGCUUCUUCUCGACGGGGAUGCAUUAUCCUCGGAAUAUGAUGAUCCUGAGCUCAAGCUGGCGCAGUCGGAAGGACUUAUGUGCCUCCCUGAGGACAAGUCCGCCAAGGACGUAACCACCGACUACCUUCGUGGCCUUUACCAGACAUGCCAAGAAAGACUAAAUCGAAAGUUUGGGCAUGGUAGACUGGCCUCUCAGCUGCGCUAUCCUGUGGACGUUUGGCUGACUGUGCCCGCAACCUGGUCUGAUAAAGCCAAGCUUCUUACCCAGACAGCUGCGAAGGAUGCAGGCUUUGCCAGUCAACCGGGUGAUCGAAUGUUUUUGAUUCCCGAGCCCGAAGCCGCAGCACUGGCAGCACUGAAGUCUAGUCUUUUAGAAGUUGACGAUCUCAUUCAGGUUGGAGAUCAUGUUCUCAUUUGCGAUUGUGGCGGCGGCACAGUGGACAUCACCACGUACAACAUUCUGUCAACCAAACCGACAUUGAAGCUUGAGGAGCUGCUCCUUGGCAUUGGUGCCAAGUGCGGUUCUACAACAAUCGAUCGCAACCUACACAAAUUGAUGGCGGCACGGUUCGGCAACGCCUUCAAAAGCCUUGACGAGCGUCGUACGGGCCUUGGCAGCCAAUUCAUGUCUUCAUUUGAGAACAUCAAGAAGGGUUUCAGCCUUGCGAGGGCCAAGAAGCGCCCCAAUCGCGUUCCCCUCAAGAUGCGAGAUGUGCCGGCAGAGGCGAUCGCCAGCAGUCAUUACGAUUCAGACUUGGACGUGGUGCUUUUGAGCACUGACGAUAUGAAGAGUCUCUUCGACCCCGUCGUGGAGAAGAUUCGUGGGCUUCUCACGGAUCAGAUCAUCAACGCCGAAAAGCAUGUGAAAGAUCAGAAGGUGAAGGUGGUACUGGUGGGCGGCUUUGCCUCAUCUCCAUAUCUGUGCGAGAGACUCGAGGUAUUCUUGGAGGACAGGGGUGCAACACUCUCUGCGCCUAUGAAGGAUGCCUGGUCGGCUAUCGCUCGAGGCGCCGUCAUCAGGGGAAUCGAAGGAGAGGUUGUAAAGCAACGCAAAUGCCGCCGCCAUUACGGCUUUGCAGUAGCUCGUCCUUUCCGGAAGAUAGAACAUGAAGGUUACGAUCGGUCUCUGCGCUCUAUUUGCACGAAUCAUUAUAGUGACGUUGCGUUCCUCAGUGGAUUUCUGAUCUGGAAAGUAGACAAGGGGUCUGUCGUCACUGAGCGGACCGAAAUUCGACACAAUGUUAGCCGGACAUACUCUGCGAGAGGCAAAGAGUCCGGGCAGGUCCUCCUAUAUGCCUGCAAUGCGGAUUCCGCGCCCGAGACGAUUGAAAGCACCAACGCGGAAAAAGUUGGCAGUGUCUCGUACACUCUUGAAGAUCUGGACAUCAGUCAGCUGCCCAGCAAGAUGGGAGAUGACGGAGUGCGACGGUAUAGAGCCGACUUGACGCUUGUCAUUGGUAUGGGGGACGCUGCCGGGUUACUGACUUUCAAGGUCCUAUGCCAAGGCUCAGAGGUGGGAACAACACAGCUAGACAUCUCUAGCAACUAA